This is a messenger RNA of Prunus armeniaca (apricot), 300 nucleotides long. Lineage: Eukaryota; Viridiplantae; Streptophyta; Magnoliopsida; Rosales; Rosaceae. The record is from the annotation of a GenBank genome assembly.
AUGGAGUUCUGUCCCCCGGUUGGACUACUCAUCCCUGGACGCGGGUUCUGGUUCGAAAAUCCUGCGUACCAGCCAACAAUCCCCCGGUUGGAUUGUCUUCCCCGGGGAGACUCUGCCAAAAUUUUGGUAGGAUGUCUUGGGUUUUUAGUAAGUGGGCCCGGCAUCGGUAUGAUGUCGGCAACAAUACGGGGUCCGCCCCGGUUUCGGGGGAAAUUCCGGGGCGGGUCCUGUCAGCUUGGUAUCAGAGCAUUAGGUUCAUUUUCCUUCGACUUUUGCGCUUUUGCUGCAUUGUUGAUCUAA